AUGGGGCUCCCGCAUUUCUGGUAUUGCCUCGUUGUGCUUGACAAUGUUCUACUCUUUGACUUUAUUAAUGCGAUGAGAGUGUCGAUAUACUGUGCCGAUACGUGUACACUGUGCAUUCUCUUUGGGGAUUUUCCAAAGGAAGUAGUAAGAGAACGUUCCCAUGCUUUUUCAGAAACUGCUGAUUCCAACCGAGAUGUCGUGGUGGUUCUAUGGCACAUCGAUCCUCUGUGUAGUACUCUCUACGUUCACUGUGAUUGCCAGCAUGACUUCUGGAGCUAUUCAACGAUUUGCCGAAAACAGCCCACAAAUAUUUUGCUUUUUGCAUGGAGGAUUCUUGUGCGCAUCGAGCAUUCUGUGUGCGUUCUGCACAUUCUUGGCGAUGCAGAUGUCAGAAAGCGUUCGGCAAGUACGCCUUCCAGGCUCACCCGAAGCAGUUCCAAGAUGCAUCUCAUUGGUAUUUUGCCCGCCUUAGGGCUUCAGCGGUUGGUUUUUUUGCUCGUCCGAUAA
Molecule: messenger RNA, 507 nt
Organism: Cooperia oncophora
Lineage: Eukaryota; Metazoa; Nematoda; Chromadorea; Rhabditida; Trichostrongylidae
Source: the annotation of a GenBank genome assembly